AUGCCUAAAUUUAGAGUUCGCCGACCGGUGGUGUUGUGGGGGCGUCCACGGCCUAACCUUGCUUGCAGUACCGGAGAAAUACAUCAUGCUAGAUAUCACUAUAGACAAGGACGUCGAGUCACAACAAGUCCAGAGACAGACGGGAGUCUCGGAGGAGUCAAUAAGAACUACCCGACGUUAAUGCGAACUAAGCCAGCGUCUUUGAAAUGCUCUGGACCCUUGUCGCUCCGAAACAAAGCCUCCUAUCCAUCUCUGGCCGUUCUAUCUCAGUUCAAGUCACUCGGCGUUCUGAAGUACCGUGGGCAACGUGGGGCUGGAAUUUCACGAUCCACCUCAACCAAGAAAAUCCCGGUGAUGAACGGCCGCCUUUUCGUCAAGGCUGAAGGUCGGAAAGUUGAUCGGAGUAACUUAAUAAAUAUUCCGUUCGUCAACACAACUUACAAAACAUCCACUUCCAAAUCAACGGGAUUCGCUGUCCCAAAGUGUUUGUUUACGAACAUUUGUGGCUUGUCGAAAACAAAGAAUCGUGUGCGAACACCUGUGGCUCUUGAGGCUGACCUGAGAUCUCACGACAUUGAUGUGUGUGUUGUCAGCAAAACUCAUCUUUCCACCAAUAUGCCGGACGCCGUGGUGAAUAUCCCAAAUUACAAUGUGUUCAGGCGGGACAGAGGUUGGGCAGACUUGGACAAAAGGAAAAAAGGGGGUGUUGCGGUCUAUGUGAGAGACAGUCUUAAAGUCCUGGAUGUUUACGGUCCAAUUUCUAUGAGUUUAUUGCUUUGACGGUGCUGUUGCCGUCCGAUCACAUUAUGCUAAUUUGUGGCCUGUAUAAUCCUCCCAAGCAUAGCUACCGGGAUAUAGACUUAAUGAAUCUCCUUUGUGGACCUUGUUUUGAACAAACACCCAGAAGCGGCUAUUGUUUGCGGUGGAUAUGUGAAUUGUCUGGACAUGCAAGAAUUUAAGGCUUUGUCUGGCUGA
Porites evermanni is the source of this 975-nucleotide messenger RNA. NCBI's taxonomy places the organism in Eukaryota, Metazoa, Cnidaria, Anthozoa, Scleractinia, Poritidae. The record is from the annotation of a GenBank genome assembly.